This is a messenger RNA of Cottoperca gobio, 7940 nucleotides long. RefSeq names its product IQ motif and Sec7 domain ArfGEF 1b (gene iqsec1b). The transcript has 16 exons. The coding region runs from base 216 to 3623 and encodes 1135 amino acids. The record is from RefSeq and is a predicted model, not a curated record. Gene Ontology annotation, biological process: actin cytoskeleton organization; regulation of ARF protein signal transduction. Gene Ontology annotation, molecular function: guanyl-nucleotide exchange factor activity. NCBI's taxonomy places the organism in Eukaryota, Metazoa, Chordata, Actinopteri, Perciformes, Bovichtidae.
AGGCGGCGGAGUAUCUAAAGGAGCUGAAUAAAAUCAUCGAGACCCAGCAGGGGCUGUUGGAGAAGCAGAGGGUCCGGAUUGAAGAGCUGGAGCUCCAGGUGACGGAUCUUUGCAAGGAAAACGUCUGUCUGAAAGAUCAGCACCAGCGGCACCUGGCCACCUGCAGACUCCAGCAGGGCAACCACUCCACCCUGGUAGCCAUCAAGGAGAAUGUCAUGCAGGAAAAAUCUGAAAGCGAAAGUUCGAGAAGUGUCAGACCAGACACAGAGGUUCCCAGCUCCGCCAUGACUCACAGACGCCACCAUCACUAUGUGGAAGGUGAUGCUCCAGGCAGCGAGGUGGGCGCCUCUGUGGACCCCAGCAGCGGCUACAGUUGCAUCCCAGUGACUCACAGCGGUGGGCUCGGCCCCGGCCUAGACAGCCAGCUCUACGGACACAUCUUGCUGCCCGGUCACCUACGGCCCCGCCGACCCAAGCUCCAGCACUCCCAGUCCAUCCUCCGCAAGCAGGCCGAGGAGGAGGCCAUCAAGCGCUCCCGCUCGCUGUCAGAGAGCUAUGAGCUCUCAUCAGACCUACAGGACAAGCAGGUGGAGAUGCUAGAGCGUAAAUAUGGUGGCCGUUUCAUAACCCGGCAUGCAGCCCGCACCAUCCAGACAGCCUUCCGCCAGUACCAGAUGAACAAGAACUUUGAGCGUCUUAGAAGUUCUAUGUCUGAGAACCGUAUGUCCAGACGGAUCGUCCUAUCCAAUAUGAGAAUGCAGUUUUCCUUUGAAGGACCUGAAAAAGUCCACAGCUCCUACUUUGAGGGAAAGCAGGUCUCGCUAACAGAUGAUGGAACCAAAAUUGGUGCAAUGGGGCAGUCAGAGCAUGGUGGGGAGAUGGAUGUACAGGCCAAGACUCCCACGACGCAGAGCGACUUCACAGAUGCUAUCACAGAACUGGAAGAUGCCUUCUCCAGACAGGUUAAGUCUCUAGCUGAGUCCAUAGAUGAUGCUCUAAACUGUCGCAGUCUGCAUGGUGACGACAACCAAUCAGAGCCAGGGAGAGGCCACCAUGAUAUAGACAGGGAGGUCAGAUGCCAGGUGAAACCCUCUCAUGGUGCUUCAGACCACCGCAAACUGGAUGAGAUGACGGCAUCUUACAGCGAUGUCACCCUUUACAUUGAUGAAGAAGAACUGUCACCACCGCUGCCCCUGUCUCAAUCUGUGGACAGACCCUCCAGCACAGAAUCGGACUUGCGCCAGCGUUCCCUCAAUUCUUCACAGGACUACUGGUCACUGGCUCAUAAGGAUGAGAAAGGGGACACAGACACCAGCUGCCGCAGUACACCAUCUCUGGAGUGCCAAGACCAGCGCUUGCGGGUAGACCACCUACCCUUACUGACCAUUGAGCCUCCGAGCGACAGCUCGGUGGAGCUGAGUGAUCGUUCCGACCGCAGCUCUUUAAAGAGACAGAACGCCUACGACCGGAGCCUCAGCAAUCAGCAGAGCAGCCCCAAACACAUCAGCCACAGCCGGCCACCCCGAGGACCUUCCAGAGAAGAGGACGCCACCCGCCAUCGGCCACGACAAUUGGAGGCCCACCUGGCCAUUAAUGGCACCGCAAACCGGCAGAGCAAGUCAGAGUCCGAUUUCUCAGACGGCGACAAUGACAGCAUCAACAGCACAUCCAACUCCAAUGACACCAUCAACUGCAGCUCUGAGUCCUCGUCCAGGGACAGCCUUAGGGAGCAGACACUCAGCAAGCAGACGUACCACAAAGAGACUCGCAACAGCUGGGACUCACCGGCAUUCAGUAAUGACAUCAUUCGCAAAAGGCACUACCGCAUUGGCCUAAACCUCUUCAACAAGAAACCAGAAAAAGGCAUCCAGUAUCUGAUAGAGCGAAACUUUGUUCCAGACACUCCAGUGGGUGUGGCCCACUUCCUGCUCCAAAGGAAAGGCUUGAGUAGGCAGAUGAUUGGCGAGUUCCUGGGUAACAGACAGAAACAGUUCAACCGAGAUGUCCUCGACUGUGUGGUGGAUGAAAUGGACUUCUCAAGUAUGGAGCUGGACGAAGCGCUCAGGAAAUUUCAGGCGCACAUCAGAGUGCAGGGAGAAGCACAAAAGGUUGAGCGGCUGAUAGAGGCCUACAGCCAACGUUAUUGCAUCUGCAACCCUGGUGUGGUGCGACAGUUCAGGAACCCCGACACCAUCUUCAUCCUGGCCUUUGCCAUCAUCCUCCUCAACACGGACAUGUACAGCCCCAACGUCAAGCCAGAAAGGAAGAUGAAGCUGGAGGACUUUGUUAAGAACCUUCGAGGGGUGGAUGAUGGGGAAGACAUCCCCCGAGAAAUGCUGGUAGGGAUAUAUGAGCGGAUUCGCAAGCGAGAGCUCAAGACUAAUGAAGACCAUGUGUCCCAGGUUCAGAAAGUGGAAAAGCUCAUUGUUGGAAAAAAGCCGAUUGGCUCGUUACACCACGGUCUGGGUUGUGUACUAUCCUUACCACACCGGAGACUGGUCUGUUACUGCAGACUUUUUGAAGUGCCCGACCCCAACAAACCCCAAAAGUUGGGCCUGCACCAAAGGGAGAUCUUCCUCUUCAAUGACCUGCUGGUGGUCACAAAAAUUUUCCAAAAGAAGAAGAACUCUGUGACGUACAGCUUUCGGCAGUCCUUCUCACUUUAUGGCAUGCAAGUGCUGCUCUUUGAGAAUCAGUAUUAUCCCAAUGGAGUUCGUCUGACCUCAGCCGUUCCUGGAGCUGACAUCAAGGUCCUCAUCAACUUCAAUGCCCCAAAUCCUCAGGACCGCAAAAAGUUUACUGACGAUUUGCGAGAAUCUAUUUCUGAAGUUCAAGAGAUGGAGAAGUACCGGAUAGAAUCUGAGCUAGAGAAACAGAAGGGGGUGGUGAGGCCCAGCAUGUCCCAGACUUCAGGGAUGAAGAAGGACACGGGCAACGGCAAUUUGAGCCGAGGGAGUCUCGAUGACAGCUUCGCCAUUGGUGAAGGUUUGAAGAGGAGCGCCCUCAGCAGCUCCCUACGUGACCUCUCAGAUGCAGGCAAGCGUGGGAGACGCAGCAGUGCAGGAUCACUAGACAGCAAUAUGGAAGGGUCCAUCAUUAGCAGUCCUCACAUGCGGCACAGAGCCCCCUCCAGCCGAGACUGCCCUUCCCACCACAGCGGACAGUCCCUGCCCAACUCCUCUUCACUGCUUGGAACUUUGUUUGGCACCAGGCGGAUAAAGUCCCCCAGCCCCACCCCGCAGGCCCUGCACCCAACCCUCAUCUCCCACACCCCUCACCCUGCCAACCUGCACCACACGGCCCGCGCAGAGACAGACACGUCGGCCUCCAUGCAACCUCACCACGCCCAGUUCUGCCACGUGACCCAGAACCCCCCGCCUUACCACCACCACCACCACUACCACCCACCGGCCCACUUGCAGCACCCUCCGCACCAGUACCACCAGGCCCCUGCUCACGGCCAGCAAUCGGCAUACCCACCUCACCCUCACACACAGCACGGCCACUCGGCACACUCCUCCCACCCGGCUCACGGCACCCACCACCACGGCCCACCACCAGCACCCUCCCAGGCCCCCAGUAGCACCAAGCCCAAGCACAGCGGCAUCAGUACGGUAGUCUGAGAUUCACGGGGGCUCUCCGACUGAACUUUGAUUUUAAUCCGAGGCUCUCAGCUGAUGAGACGGUGGCACUGUGCGUUGUUGGUCUGGGGACGUGAAGCCAGACGAGAUCCUGUGCCUCCUUUGCAUUUUUUGUUGCGUUCAUCACAGGGACAGUUUAUUCUAUAUAAACACAUUUCCUUUCCGGUUGCUCCUUUCAUUUUAUUUUAGGUCAUAAGUCAUGUCUGCCUGCUUUAAGAUCAACAAGGCAAGAUAAUGCACAAAGACCACAACUACUGUUUCUCCUCAGUAAAUUAAAGGAACAUGAUCAAAUAUCUUACUGAGUAUUUUACAGAAGUAAAUAGUUCUAGAUUUUAAUGUCUACAAAAUGAUUUGAUCUAGUGUGAGGGUGGUUUGGCUGGACAGACAGACAGACAGACAGACAGACAGACAGACAUCUUCAGCCCUACAGUAGCUGUACGAGUAUUUAAUGUAGCGGUAGCUCACAGUGCACUGUGAUAUCUCUGUUAGCAGUGAUACAUGUGCCAAUUAUUGAAGCAUUUACUAAUUUAGUCACAACAAAUGCUUUAUGUAUAUUGUGCAUAGUAUUUUGUCAAAUAAUAAUAUCAACUGUUAUUAUAAUAAUGAUUAUUACAGAACAAAUGCAUCAAUUACAACUCCCAGUGUUAUACUGGCACAUAGGUGGCGUAGUUUCACUGUUCAGAAACCAAUCAAAGCUUUUAUAAGUAAGGCAGAUCAGUAAGCUGGGAUACCACUGUGUAUGGUUGCCUUCGAGUUAGAACUGUUCGGAUUGUUGAAGGCCGUGCAAACUUGCACACCGGCCUGCAUACAGUCUCAUCCACGGCACUCGUCUUUGGUUCGCAGUCGUCUCUCCAGCUCCAGAAAAAAGGCAGCCACAGCAAGCUGCUGAGCAAAAUUUCAUCUGAAUGUCCGCCAUCAUUUUAUUUUUUUAACUAUUUUUUUAGAGUCCAAUAAACAGUAUGAAAUGCUCUAUUUGUUGUACUGCAACCUGGUAGAUUCAAGUCCGCUCUGCAGGAGGAGGAGGUUUUUCGUGUUUUUAAUGGAAACUGAAAGUGGUCUCUGCAAACCGUGUAGCAGGGAAACAGCAACAUGACUGUUCUAAGUGUCUCCCCUGAUGUGGAAGCUCUCAGCUGGCUGAGUGUGCCCUGUCCCUGAUUUCAUUGUGCGUCUCUUUAGCAGCGAGCUAUCGUGCAGUGCUGUUUACUCCCUCGACCAGACUUUUCCUCGGAGCCACAGCACAGAAAUCAAUAAUUAUCAUUCUGUAAUAGUGAUAGCACUCUUAUGCUUCACUCGCCACAAAUGGCAGUUUCAUAUCAAUCAUCUUUAUGCCAUCCUGUGCACACUAUCUGUAGUGUGUGCAGAGCAGAGGCAGGGGGCUGUACUACUGGAGCUUAUUUUCUGUUGAAAGUGAUAGACACAGCACUUGUUCUACUUAGUUAAUAUCAAUGGCAGAGUUAGUCUGUAUCUGCUUAAAGAAUAUGAGAUGGAUUGUCUUUUGUAUGUGCAAUAUGUAUUUACUUUUUUUGUCUAAGAGCAAUUUAAUUCUGGUUGUUGUUCCAUUUUGUUUAGUUCUGUUAGUGUCGUCUUUAAUCCCCAACAUCCUUUGUCAUUUCUUCCUCAAUGUUUCAGUGAAGUGCAAGUAUCCACAUGGAUUUGGAGGGACAGGACCUUCCACACUGAUAAAGAAUGUCAAAGAAAAUAAUUGCAUGUAACAAUGUAUUUCAAGGCUAUUUUCUAACUAUUGUGUAAUCCCAAACUAUAUCAGUGUUACAGUUGACAGUUGUUAAAAAAAAUAAUGGUAGAAUAGUUUUGACUUCUUCAAUUACAGCUAACUGAAGUCAACUAUGUAUUUGUGUCACUCCAGAGGAUAACCAAAUCUGUAUCGUUUCCUGAUCCACAUACAGUAGUUUACUGGAUCUUUAGUGUACAACAGUAGUUAAAGCCGGGUGUUAUCACGGCUGUGAGAGGAAAGGUAGAGCAGGCGUGAACAAAGAUGUAGCCUACUUUGUCAUCUGGAAAUCACAGAGAUAAUGGACAGACAGCUAUGAGUAAAAUUAAUGGAACUCUUUUAUCUUCAUAUUUAUCAUCUGUCUCCGUCAAUGGCCCACUUUACUGUUGUCAAGUGACAUCCAGUAGAUCAGUAUUCUUACUUAUAGGCCUACUUCUUUCCUCAAGGUUCAAGUUAUCAAGGUACCACCCUUUAUAAAGGGUUUAGAAGUUGUAACUAAUUGGAUUCAUUAAUAAAGUUAACUGGAAUUGCGUUUGGAGAGCAGAGACCUCCGCCAAGUGCCGAUGGUGCAUUCACGUGCUCCUCGGGUGGUGGGAAGUUGUUUGUCCGACUUUGGUGGUUUUAUGAGCUUUAAGAUGUAAUGUGGAUGUUGUAUGUUAUUACUCAGGGCGUUUAAACAACACGUUGAUAUCUGUUUCAGAGUUGUUGUUGUUGUUGUUGUGAAAUGACGGGGCGUUCAUGUGAAUUAUCUUGGUCAGGAACAAAUGUUUUCAAUAAUUCCGACGCCACAUGGAUGCCGCAAAAAUUCUGGUAAAUAAUAAUUUGUGUAUUCGCCCCCUGAUUCGGAUUCGCUCCAAAAUGUAUCGAGUUCUGUCUUGGCCCAUACUACACCUCUUCACCAGGUUUCAUGAAAAUCGUACCAGCAGUUUUUCUGUAAUCCUGCUGACAGACAGAGAGGCAAACCGAAAACAUUACCUCCUUGCAUUAAUUGUUAUUAAGUCAUUGAUUAAUGCUUUAUACAUAAGUAAAAAAAACAGGUUUCCAUGUUCAGAAAAAUCCCCGAGGCUGGUGUUAAUCCUGCAGCAAAUGUUAGUGAGAGACGAUUGCUGGUCUCCAGGUGGACAGCAGGUGGCAGCAACGCCCAAAGCAGCACAGCAAUGUGCUGGCAAAGGCAGGUGAGGAGAAGAAACUAGCAAACAUCGAUGUAAACAUUUUACGAUGUAACAUAUACCUGGACAUUGGCUUUGUAAAUGUUUCAUGAGGAAGAAAAUUCAGGCAAUAUGCUUGUUUCCUUGGUGAGAAACACUGAUGUAUAAAGCAUUAGUGAAGGACUUAACAAGCAUUAAUGAAGCCAUUCGUUACCACCUAUCCCUCUAUAAAGGGUGCCUUAUGAGACAUUGGUACCACUAAAAUAUUGCCAUGAUCCAAAAUUUAUUUUUGCAGGCUUUAUGUACUGUAUGCUACUCAAGUCUAAUAUUUGACCGAUCUGUCAAAUAUACAGCAUUUAAUCCAUCAUAGUUUAGAUUCUAUGGAGUCAGAAAAGUGCCAAUAUUGCAUGGACAUUACAUUUCAAAUAAUGUUUAUACCAAAUUAGUUAGGGACCAAAUUUAUUUGCCCCAGCACAACCCCACAGUUGACCAAUUGGGUUAUUAAUUAGCUGUUAUGGAAUAAUGGUGCAGACACCAGCCAAGAAGAAACCUAGCUUUAAUAAAACAUUAGUGGUUCCCAGAAUAACGUUGAAUCAGAGUGUUUUCAGUCACAACCCAUCAGUCCCUUCAGACAACUGAUCAAUCAUAAAACCUGUCCAGAUUCCGUGUGAGGGGCUUUGUUGCAUGCCAUUGAUGCCUACCGUUUCUUUUCUUUUCUCUUUCUUGUUUUGUUUUUUAAGUGUUCUAUUGAGCAGUGGGCUUGUCUAGCCCCUAAACUUUCAAUGUAGCUUUGAGUUCUCUGACUGAUGCUUGUUUACAUGUAGAUGAUUUCUGGCCUACUAGUGUGUCUUUUCAUUUAAAGUUGUGUCAUUCUACUACUCCGGCAUGUAUUUCACCUCUAUUUUCACUGUACAGUAAGACAUGGCAGUAAACUGCUGAGUGUAAAUAGCAAAUACAUCUGAGGAUGUAACUUGAUGAAGAGGCUCUGAAAGGGAGGAAGCAUUUUAAGGGUGGCUGUGUAGUAAAGAAUGAGAAAACAUGUAAAUAGUCUGUAAAUAAUAAUAAUAAUAAUUAUUACUACUACUGCUCAUUGUCUGCAGUUACAUUGAAGGUGCAUACCUGCUCCCCUCUGAUAUUUACAUAAUCAUCAACUGCUUCUCUCUGCCUCUGACAGGACUGAAUUAUCAUAGGAUCUACAGAUAGACAGCCUACUGUUACACAGUUAACACGGCUUCGGACUUAUUUCCUGAUACGCUCCUGUUCUCUCACACCCACAGCCCACUUUUGAAGUUAAAUGAAAGGGAGGAGUGCUCUUAUUUUAUUAUGCAUUCUGUUUCUAAGUAGACAACCCCUUAUUGAUGUAAAACUUGUACUGUGACGAUGUUGAGAACGCAAAAUAAAACAAUAUAUUGUAAAACCCGA